Oldenlandia corymbosa var. corymbosa is the source of this 1071-nucleotide messenger RNA. NCBI's taxonomy places the organism in Eukaryota, Viridiplantae, Streptophyta, Magnoliopsida, Gentianales, Rubiaceae. The record is from the annotation of a GenBank genome assembly.
AUGGCCAGACUACUCACAAAUUCCAUCUUGUUUACUCUCUUAACUUUAGCAAUUCUGUCAUUCAACAAUCUGAAAUACACCCUUUUUCUUGCAAUCCCAUUUCUUGCGUUACGUAAUCAUUAUCUCCAGUUCAGGAGAUCAAAGGGUGAAGAAUUCCCACCAGGGCCAUUUUCCAUUCCAAUCUUUGGAAACUGGCUGCAAGUUGGGAAUGACUUGAACCACAGAAUCCUUUCCAAGAUGUCUCAAACAUAUGGUCCCGUGUUUUUACUCAAACUCGGGUCGAAAAACUUGGUUGUGGUAUCUAAUCCAGAGCUAGCAACACAAGUUUUGCACUCACAAGGAGUGGAAUUUGGCUCCCGCCCGCGUAAUGUCGUGUUUGAUAUCUUCACAGGAAACGGACAAGACAUGGUUUUCACAAUCUAUGGCGAGCAUUGGCGGAAAAUGAGGCGUAUAAUGACGCUUCCAUUUUUCACCAACAAGGUUGUUCAUCAGUACAGUGACAUGUGGGAAGAUGAAAUGGAUUUAGUCCUUCAUGAUUUGAGAAAUGACGAAAAGGUGCAAACAGAAGGGAUUGUUAUUAGGAAAAGGUUGCAGUUGAUGCUCUAUAACAUCCUUUACAGAAUGAUGUUUGAUGCGAAAUUCGAGUCACUGAGUGAUCCAAUGUUUAUUCAAGCUUCCCAGUUCAAUUCCGAAAGAAGCCGCUUGGCACAGAGUUUUGAGUACAAUUAUGGAGAAUAUAUUCCUUUGCUUAGGCCAUUCUUGAGAGGGUAUCUGAACAGAUGCAGGGAUUUGCAGAGAAAAAGAUUGGCAUUCUUCAACAAUCAUUAUGUUGAGGAAAGAAGGAAAAUAAUGGCAGAAAAUGGAGAAAAACACAAGAUAACAUGCGCCAUUGAUCACAUAAUUGAUGCUGAAAAGAAAGGAGAGAUCAGUGCUGAAAAUGUUCUGUACAUUGUUGAAAACAUCAACGCUCCUUCAGGGUUGGACAAGGUUGAUGUGAGCGAAAAAGGAGGACAAUUCAGCUUGCACAUUGCAAAACAUUCCACUGUUGUUUUUAAGCCAAUUAAGGCAUAG